AUGCGCUCUACAAAGCCUUUCCUCCUCUUCACCACCCUUCUCCCACUCGCCUCAGCAGACUUCUUCGUCUCCAACACAUCCGUGUGUAUGGGAAGUUUUGGGAUCGCGCAGUGUUAUACUGGCGCCAAAGUCCUCUCCGGAACCAACAACAAAACAGACUACACCUGCUCCCAUCUCGUCCCGGCCCAAGACGACCACUACCUCAGCAACGGCACGGCCGGGCCCUUCGGAUCCGACCACCUGAUUGUCAAUGGCGGGCUCUGCGAUUCCGGCAAGCUCAAGUUCGUCAAGGAUGGCGAGGCGUAUAUUGUGAAUGACGAGGAUGACAAGACGGUGGGGAAUUGUGUGUGGGAUAACAGUACCACGAGGUCGUGUAAUAUGUGGGUGGGCAUGUUGUUUUUUCAGAGCUUGUAUAAGUGUACGAGUAGUGUUUGUGGGUGA
Zasmidium cellare ATCC 36951 is the source of this 441-nucleotide messenger RNA. RefSeq lists its product as uncharacterized. The transcript has a single exon. The coding region runs from base 1 to 441 and encodes 146 amino acids. Lineage: Eukaryota; Fungi; Ascomycota; Dothideomycetes; Mycosphaerellales; Mycosphaerellaceae. The record is from RefSeq and is a predicted model, not a curated record.